Molecule: messenger RNA, 1312 nt
Organism: Owenia fusiformis
Lineage: Eukaryota; Metazoa; Annelida; Polychaeta; Sabellida; Oweniidae
Source: the annotation of a GenBank genome assembly
CUGAAUUGUUGUAUGCUGUAGAGGAGAAUAAUGUGGAAUGUUGUCGUGCUCUGAUAGACCAUGGUGCUGACGUUAAUGCCAGUGGCAGAUAUGGGAUGACUGCAUUGAUAUAUGCUGUAGAGAGGAAUAAUGUGGAAUGUUGUCGUGCUCUGAUAGACCAUGGUGCUGACGUUAAUGUCAUUGACGGAAAUGGGAAGACUGCAUUGUUGUAUGCUGUAGAGGAGAAUAAUGUGGAAUGUUGUCGUGCUCUGAUAGACCAUGGUGCUGACGUUAAUGCCAGUGGCAGAUAUGGGAUGACUGCAUUGAUAUAUGCUGUAGAGAGGAAUAAUGUGGAAUGUUGUCGUGCUCUGAUAGACCAUGGUACUGACGUUAAUGCCAGAGACGACGGGUGGAAGACUGCAUUGAUGUAUGCUGUAGAGAAGAAUAAUGUGGAAUGUUGUCGUGCUCUGAUAGACCAUGGUGCUGACGUUAAUGCCAGUGGCGACGAUGAGAAGACUCCAUUGAUGUAUACUGUAGAGAGGAAUAGUGUGGAAUGUUGUCGUGCUCUGAUAGACCAUGGUGCUGACGUUAAUGCCAGUGACGACGAUGGGAAGAGUGCAUUGAUGUAUGCUGUAGAGAAUAUUGAUGAUGUGGAAUGCUGUCGUGCUCUGAUAGACCAUGGUGCUGACGUUAAUGCCAGUGGCGGAUAUGGGAUGACUGCAUUGAUGUAUGCUGUAGAGAAGAAUAAUGUGGAAUGUUGUCGUGCUCUGAUAGACCAUGGUGCUGACGUUAAUGCCAGUGGCAGAUAUGGGAUGACUGCAUUGAUAUAUGCUGUAAAGAGGAAUAAUGUGGAAUGUUGUCGUGCUCUGAUAGACCAUGGUGCUGACGUUAAUGCCAGUGACCACGAUGGGAAGAGUGCAGUGAUAUAUGCUGUAGAGAAUAUUGAUAAUGUGGAAUGCUGUCGUGCUCUGAUAGACCAUGGUGCUGACGUUAAUGUCAUUGACGGAUAUAGGAAGACUGCAUUGAUAUAUGCUGUAGAGAAGAAUAAUGUGGAAUGUUGUCGUGCUAUGAUAGACCAUGGUGCUGACGUUAAUGCCAGUGACGACGAUGGGAAGAGUGCAUUGAUAUAUGCUGUAGAGGAGAAUAAUGUGGAAUGUUGGCGUGCUCUGAUAGACCAUGGUGCUGACGUUAAUGUCAGAAACGACGUUCGGAAGACUGCAUUGAUAUAUGCUGUAGAGAAGAAUAAUGUGGAAUGUUGUCGUGCUCUGAUAGACCAUGGUGCUGACGUUAAUGCCAGUGACAAGAAUGAGAAGACGACAUUAAUGUAUGCUGU